AUGGGCAACUAUGCAAUCACGGGAAUGAAUAUCCCUGAAAUGUGCCACCAGGAUCGUUUUGAUGAUGUACAGUCGCUCAGUCGAUUCGUCAGUGGUCACAAUGACAUCUGCGCACGAUGCCAGGCGGUCCCGUGGGCGGAGCUAGCUUUGUCUGACCCGCCUACCAGCGACCAGGGAGUAAAGAUAAUGGACAUCCCUGAGACACAUCAGGACCUGAAAACUUCUCAAUGUCGCGUUUGCCAGCUCUUGGCAACCAUCAAGCAAGCUGAAUAUGACGACAGUGCUUGUACGCUCCUGAGAUUCUGCGCCAGACCUGUCUUGCGGGAUCAUGUGGAAGGCAUCGAGGUUCCUCAAUUUGCCCAGAACGAUGGGCAAGUUUUGGGCUGCGGGUUUGACAAUAAUUCGACUUUCACUUGGUUUCGGAAAGCUGGGUUCAUUGGGAUUACCCAUUCGACUAGGCACGCCGAGUUUGGAAUACGUCGCAUCGACUUGAACAGCGCUGACUUCGACCUGGUAAAGGGACCCUUGUACCAGGGCUUAGAGUUAUUGAUUGCAAAAGCCUCGUUCCUGAGGUUGUCACAGCUCCACAUAAAUUGUAUUGAUCAAAACAAUGAAGCGCAUCGAAGCCAGCAGAUAGCCUGCAUGGGCGACAUAUACGCAAACGCCGAGCUCGCUAUUAUCGCGGCUUCUAAGAACCAUGCCGAUUAUCGUCUGCCGGGAGUUGAUAGUACAGCUCGUCAGGACCAGCCGCAAGUACAGAUUGGCCCAGUAAAGCUACUGGAAGGACAUCGGCAUCCCUCGCAUGAAUUACUGGACACCCCAUGGUCAACGCGAGGAUGGACUUUACAAGAAAGCAUCCUCUCCCGACGCAGAAUGAUCUUCUCCGAUACCGAAGUCACCUUUCUGUGCAAUACAAUCCACUGGGCAGAAUCAUGGCUAAGCCCCGGGUUGGACGCGGAUUUCCGAGCCAACUUGAAAUUCCGGGGGCUGAUCCCCUUAGCUCAUAAUGAUAAAGCCCACGGCUUGACAAUCAGAUAUAUUGAUGCCGUCGCCCUUGGCACGGUCGAUGUGCCUCAGGUCCCCCUGCCCGUGGACGACGAUGUCCCAGAUACCGAAACGCUGAUAAUUCAAAUGCUGAUAGCCGUUGACAUGGACGAAGAAGAAUUCGUGCCUCCAGUCAUCGGGGUGGUUCUCUACAGCUGUACCAGAGUCUUGGAGCAAUCGCGAAUUGGGGAGCUGUCGCUUCUCGUGCUAAAAGGAGACCAUGGUGUCUAUCGAAGAGUCGGGUUGAUCCGUCACCGCUUCAAUAAAUUCAUUCACCCUGGAUCGCCUUCUCAUAUUGUGCCUGCAGUUGCCUUCACCGAUACGGCUGGCGAAUUGCUCGACGAGUUAGAGUGGCUGGCAGAUGGCGAAGAUCCGUUAUGGCUAAAGGAAGCCGAGACGAGGACUGUUAUAGUUGAAUAG
Messenger RNA from Neoarthrinium moseri, 1464 nucleotides. RefSeq lists its product as uncharacterized. The transcript is spliced from 5 exons. The coding region runs from base 1 to 1464 and encodes 487 amino acids. The record is from RefSeq and is a predicted model, not a curated record. Lineage: Eukaryota; Fungi; Ascomycota; Sordariomycetes; Amphisphaeriales; Apiosporaceae.